UUGAGGUUUGAACAUAUGCCGGUUUCAAGACCAGCCAAGAGAAGUUUUCAGGCACCCUUCAAAGCACCCUUCAAAGAUGGAAAACAGGAAGACGAUUUUGAGAGUUUGUCCAAAACCCCGUGUACACCUGCUACUGACGAAAAGGAGAAUACCCCGUCCAAUUCAAAUGAGUCAGUGACGAAAUCUAACAAGAGGACCAUCAAACAAGCAGAUUUCAAGGCAUCCACAAAAAAAAGAAAGUCUGCACGAUUUAAGACUCCUGUGCCAGUAAAGACAACGGAUACCGUAGAUUGUGGCGAAUUUGAUGCUACCCUGCAGUACGACGAAAAGUCAAGUCGAACUGAUGGAACAAAAAAUAAAAAAAAGAGAGAUUUUGCAACGCCUCAACAGCUCCGCAAAUCGGCGAGAAUGAAGACACCAGUAUCGGAGAAUACCCAAUCAAAAUUAGACUUUGACAGUUUAGAAACAACACCACUCCCUAACAGUGAGAAUACAACCGAUCUCACGGCUUCUUCCACACCUGCAAUACAUUCAGACAAGGACUUUGACAGUCUGGGGAAUACUCCUUCAACUGAAAAGAUUCCAGCGGAUAAAGUCGAGGAAGCUACUCUAGAAGUUGGUGCUAAUGAUGAAGUGCAGGGUCGCAAGGAGAAUGAUAAUUCUAAUGCUGGAAGAUGCAAAAGAAAGAGGAAACAAACUGAUUUCUUUGGUGACGUUAAAGACAGUAGCAAAGCAGAAAUCAUGGGCACCAAGUCUGCAUCUAAGGCACAAAAAACAGAUAGUAGUUCGAGUGAAUCGGAGAGCAGUGAAAAGGAUGACUCUAAAACUGAGAUUACUGUACCGAGCAAGAGACGUACUUCAUCUCAAAGAAGACAAACGAUGUCUCAGAACGUUUAUCAAAGAAGAUCGAUCGAGAUGGUUCCUAAAAAUGACCGUUUUCUCCAGAUCCAUGAGGUUGCUUAUCAUCCUUCUCUUGCUAAACACAGAGGAUGGGAAACAGAUGGUGUUAGAGCGUGGGUAAAACCACAUCCGUUACCACUGAAGAUUAACGCAAACUUCACUGAACAGGAAAUUCAGGCCGCCAGAAACUUUUCGCCAGGUCCUCCAGUUUGUCCGUGGUUGGUUAGAUCGACGUGUCAUGGGAGGUACCCACUAGACGAGAUGGCUGUUCGGAUUGCUUUAGAAAUGAGGCGUAGUUUUCAGCUGUGGUUCAAGAAGGAGCGUCGCAUAUUUGAGAGGGGCUUAGCUAAACAAACCCUUUUUAUAACAGCAAUGAGAAUCAACAUCAUCCCAAGGACUGAUCCGACCUUACGUCAUUUGUUUUGCAAGAUCUAUUUUAUGGGGAAGCAUAUGAAGUUCUUCUCAAUACAAAACUUUGUUGACUGUUUGGAUCUGCUGGCUGAGAUUGUUGUUACACAAUACUGGCACCCUCGAACUCAACCCAUCGUAGAAGACUACAUAGAAAAGGUAGCAAGUAAAGUUUUGAGGCAUAUGGACGAUCACAGAUUUAGCCCCUUGUACAGAGAGAUCUUCAAACGAAACCAAAUUCCGUACAGCGGCAAGGGAGUAAUUCCGAGAGGAUCUAAAGUAAGAGUGGUACAGCCGGGAUGUGGCCCUCCAUUUCUUACUCCUAAGGAGUUCGAGAGAAAGUUUGGAGUUUCUCCUAGGAUCCGUACUGAUGAGGAACUUACCAGAAGCUACGACAGUGUCGGUAACGUGAUAGGACACUUCACUGUGCCCAAUUUGAGAGAACUUCUUACACCAAUAACACAACAAGUUGAAGAGUCCAUUGAGAAAGAAGAGAGACCUGGGCGGGAAAAGAAAAGAAAGAUUGGUAAUUGGAUGAGCUCGGAAAGACCUAAGAAGAGAUUAUGGAAACUCAAGAAGAGGUUGAUGCGUCGAAAGAGCAGUUCAGGAACCAACAACGCAUCAAGUAUUCUAGAAAGAAUUAAAUGUUUGGUUCUUUCUAAAUCCGCGGUAUCUGUCAAAAAGGAAGAGUGUGGUGGAGAUGGGUCACGUGAUGGACAGUAUAAUACCACGGAAACAUCCGAAUUGAAACCACUCGACCAGCUCCAUCCUUGCUCGGUUGAGUUAAGCGAGGUUUUAAAAUCGAUUUCAAACAGGAAGCAGACAAUGUCACUGAACUUUGAGAAUUGAAGCGUCUGAGACAAUUCUGUUUUUGUUGAACUUGUUUUUUAAAUUGAUAUUUAUUAUUUAAAUCAGCCGCUCAGCAUAGAAACUAUUGACGAGUUUUUAAACAUGACAGUGUCCAGAGGGAAUUAAAAUUGUAAUAAUAUUGAAAGGAUUAUAAAUGAAUUUCAUUAAUUGUGUUAAGGCUACUUUUUCAAAAACUAUUAAUGUCAGACAAAAAUGUAACCCUGGAGCUGGCCAUCAAAAGUAUUUCUUAAAAUAUGAUCAUCACAGAGAAUUAAUACAAAUUUCAAAAGCUAAAGGUUUAUCAAACAGAACCGUUUCAACUUCUUUUAAUGUCUGGGCACACUCCUUAAUCAUAUGGCAAGAAAUUCAAGCACACUACAGGGGCAUCAUAGGUAAACUUUGUUCAGUUCGUUUUAAUUAUUACUUUUUGGCA
This is a messenger RNA of Bolinopsis microptera, 2590 nucleotides long. RefSeq lists its product as uncharacterized. The coding region runs from base 16 to 2157 and encodes 713 amino acids. The record is from RefSeq and is a predicted model, not a curated record. The transcript has 15 exons. Lineage: Eukaryota; Metazoa; Ctenophora; Tentaculata; Lobata; Bolinopsidae.